This is a messenger RNA of Salvelinus namaycush (lake trout), 1014 nucleotides long. Its product is annotated as G-protein coupled estrogen receptor 1-like. The transcript has a single exon. Gene Ontology annotation, biological process: cellular response to estradiol stimulus; G protein-coupled receptor signaling pathway. Gene Ontology annotation, molecular function: nuclear estrogen receptor activity; G protein-coupled receptor activity. Gene Ontology annotation, cellular component: membrane. Bases 1 to 1014 code for a protein of 337 amino acids. The record is from RefSeq and is a predicted model, not a curated record. NCBI's taxonomy places the organism in Eukaryota, Metazoa, Chordata, Actinopteri, Salmoniformes, Salmonidae.
AUGGAGGUGCGCACGUACAUGGACUAUCCCGUUGCGAUUUAUAGCAACAUCACAGAGCAGUUGAAUGGCUCCUCAGCCCCCUCCUCUGGGCUGGCAGGAGAGGAACCUGACCCCCACCAGCAUUACACCAUCAGCGUCUUCCUCUCCUGCCUCUACACAAUCUUCCUUUUCCCCGUGGGCUUCAUCGGGAACGUCCUCAUCCUGGCCGUCAACCUGAGCCACAAGGGACGCAUGACCGCCCCCGAUCUUUACUUUGUCAACCUGGCGGCUGCCGACCUGGUCCUGGUGGCUGACUCCCUGAUUGAGGUGUUCAACCUUAGUGAGCACUACUAUGACAUGGCUGCCCUGUGCACCUUCAUGGCCCUGUUCCUGCAGGUCAACAUGUACAGCAGCGUCUUCUUCCUGACCUGGAUGAGCUUCGACCGGUUUGUGGUGCUGGCGGGCUCAAUGGGUCUGGGCAGGAGCAUGCCCCGGGCCCGUCUGACCUGCUGCCUGAUCUGGGUGACCUCCGCCCUGCUCACCCUGCUGCCCUUCACCGUGGCCCAGGUGCAGCACACCGGGGAGCUCCACUUCUGCUUCGCGAACGUAUCCCAGAUCCAGUGGCUGGAGGUUACGCUGGGCUUCCUGCUGCCCUUCUGCGUGCUGGGCCUCUGCUACUGGAGGAUCGCCCUGGUUCUGGUGAGCGCUCAAAGGGAGCACAGUGGGCUGCAGCGGCGGCCACAGAAGAGGAAGGCUUUGAGGAUGAUUUCUGCGGCCGUGUUGGUGUUCUUUGCCUGUUGGUUACCGCAGAACAUGUUUGUCAGUGUGCACCUGCUGAGAGGCGAUGUGGAUGGAACGUUGUGGCAUGACUACCCUCUGACGGCCCACAUGGUCAACCUGGCUGCCUUCUCCAACAGCUGCCUCAACCCCCUGGUCUACAGCUUCCUGGGGGAGACCUUCCAGGACAAGCUAAGGAGCUUCAUCAAGGAAAACAUCAGCUGGGCCAAGUUAGACAGCUCCUGUUGGAGUAGCUAG